GCCGGAGCUCCGGUCCUCCGCCCCUCCUCAUCCGCAGCUCCGCGGCUCUCUGACAGCCAGUCCAGCGGGGGAACAGCGGCCCAGCCGCCGGGCUGCAGCGUGAGGAUGAGCGGGGAACACUACCUGGAGCUGAGCGAGGACCCGGUGCAGUUCGAGCACGCGUCCAGCGUCAACAAUGUCUUCUUCGACGAGGCUAACAAGCAGGUGUUUGCGGUGCGUUCAGGUGGAGCCACCGGUGUUGUGGUUAAAGGUCCAGAUGACAAGAGUAGUGUUGCCUUCAGGAUGGACGACAAAGGAGAGGUGAAGUGCAUCAAGUUCUCCAUCGGGAAUAAAAUCCUGGCGGUUCAGAGAACUUCCAAGUCUGUGGAUUUCAUCAACUUCAUCCCCGACUACCCGCACACCGAGUUCACGCAGGAGUGCAAAACGAAAAAUGCAAGCGUUCUGGGUUUCUGUUGGACCAACUGGAACGAGAUCGUCUUCAUCACCGACCAGGGAAUCGAGUUCUACCAGGUGUUUCCAGACAAACGCAGCCUGAAGCUGCUGAAGAGCCAGAGCAUCAACGUGAACUGGUACCAGUACUGUCCGGAGACGGCCGUCAUCCUGCUGUCCACCACGGUGCAGGGCAACGUCCUGCAGCCCUUCGCCUUCAGGAACGGGACCAUGUCCAAGAUGUCCAAGUUCGAGAUCGAGCUGCCGGUCGUCCCCAAACCCGCCAAACUCAGCCUGUCGGAGAGAGACAUCGCCAUGGCAACCAUUUACGGCCAGUUGUACGUCAUGUACCUGAAGCAUCACUCCAGAACGGCCAACAGCCCGAGUGCGGAGGUGGUUCUCUACCAUCUCCCCAGGGAGGGAGCGUGUAAGAAGAGUCACGUGCUGAAGCUGAACACGACGGGGAAGUUCGCCCUGAACAUGGUGGACAACCUGGUGGUGGUCCAUCACCAGAGCUCUCAGACGUCGUUGAUCUUCGACAUCAGGCUGAAGGAGCCCGACUGUGCGGUGAACACACACCAGCCCGUCCUGCCCGCCCGCUCCAUCCACCCCUACAGGAUGCCCCUGUCAGGUCCGGCGGUGGUUCCGUCCCAGCCUCCGGUUCCCUGUCAGCUCUACUCUUCCUCCUGGAGCGUCUUCCAGCCCGACAUCAUCAUCAGCGCCAGUGAAGGUUACCUGUGGUACCUUCAGGUGAAGCUUCCUCCGACAGUCAACCUGCUGCAGGACAAAGGAAAGCUGAUGGACUUCCUGCUACGGAGGAGAGACUGCAAGAUGGUGAUCCUGUCCGUGUGCUCCCAGAUUCUGGAAGGUGGAGAGAAGGGAAGUCUUCCUGUUGUAGCGACGGUCUUCGACAAACUGAACCAGGUGUACAAAGAGUACCUGGAGGCGGAGCAGAGCUACACGCUGGCCAUGGAGUCUGGUCCGAGUCGAGGCAGCGCCGCCCAGAAACGUCCCGUCAGAACGCAGGCAGUCAUCGACCAGUCCGACAUGUACACUCACGUUCUGUCGUCGUUCACCGAGAAGAAGGGCGUCUCUCAUAAGUUCGUCAUCGCGGUCCUCAUGGAGUACAUCCGGUCCCUGAACCAGCACCAGAUCACCGUGCAGCACUACCUCUACGAGCUGGUGAUCAAAACCCUGGUUCAGCACAACCUGUUCUACAUGCUUCAUCAGUUCCUGCAGUACCACGUCCUCAGUGACUCCAAACCCCUGGCCUGUUUGCUUCUGUCCUUGGAGAGCACCUAUCCUCCUGCACACCAGCUGUCUCUGGACAUGUUGAAGCGUCUGUCGACGGCCAACGAUGAGAUCGUAGAGGUUCUGCUGUCCAAGCAGCAGGUUCUGGGAGCUCUGCGGUUCAUCCGCAGCGUUGGCGGCCAUGACAACGUUUCUGCCCGGAAGUUCCUGGACGCUGCGAGACAGACGGGGGACCAGAUGCUGUUCUACACCGUGUUCAGGUCGUUCCAGCAGAGGAACCAGAGGCUGAGGGGAAGCCCCAGCUUCAACCCCGGUGAGCACUGCGAGGAACACGUGGUUCACUUCAAGCAACUGUUUGGAGAUCAGGCCCUGAUGAAACCUUCCACUGUGUGAUGGAGAUCAAAUCAUUCUGUGUGUGUGUGUGUGUGUGUGUGUGUGUGUGUGCGUGCGCGCGCGCGUGUGCGUGUGUGCGUGCGUGCCAAUCUAACCUGUUAAUUUAAUAUGUCUUUAGGACCAUGUGGAGUUGAACGAGCUGCUCAUAAGACUUUGAGUCAUUUGUUUAAAAAUUCUGUUGAAUGUCACUGAAAAGAUGAAAUUGAUCUGAAAUUGUUCAGUUAAAGAUUAAACUAACCUUUGUUUUCUAACAUUUACAUGCGGUGUUUUAGUUCGUCCACAGUGAAUUAAAUGUGAGUCUGCACUC
Messenger RNA from Salarias fasciatus (jewelled blenny), 2380 nucleotides. It is a transcript of the gene rmc1, whose product is annotated as regulator of MON1-CCZ1. The record is from RefSeq and is a predicted model, not a curated record. Gene Ontology annotation, biological process: regulation of autophagy. The transcript is spliced from 21 exons. Gene Ontology annotation, cellular component: lysosomal membrane; late endosome membrane; Mon1-Ccz1 complex. Lineage: Eukaryota; Metazoa; Chordata; Actinopteri; Blenniiformes; Blenniidae. Bases 106 to 2073 code for a protein of 655 amino acids.